AUGGACGAAUAUAUCGCCCCUUUGAAUCUAUCCCAUGGCAAGGCUCCGUCACAGUUACGACAUGGAUCCUUCUCUACCCGCACGAUUUCCAAUCAACGCUUGUUUUCAGCUUUGAAAACCCAAUUACGGAUGACACCGCCAUUGACACCCCAUAGUUCAAGAGAAGACAUGGUGGAUCGAAGCAACUCAGAGAGAUCGGCUUUUCCAAACUACCUGCGGGCGUUCUAUCCCUUCCACCCUGGCGCUCCAAUUUCGUCUGCUACCGUCACUCUCCCGCUAGACCAGGGUGAUCUCGUGCUUGUACAUUCCGUUCACACCAACGGCUGGGCUGAUGGCACGCUUCUCGACACUGGUGCUCGAGGAUGGCUCCCUACCAAUUACUGCGAAGCGUAUGACCAGCAACUCAUGCGUCCGCUGUUGAAGGCCUUGAUGGACUUCUGGGAUGUUAUCCGUGCGGGAUCAUGCGCGACUCUACAUCAAUUUGGAAAUCAGGAUUAUAUGAAAGGCAUUAUCGCUGGUGUGCGCUUCCUUCUAGAAAAAUCGGAGUGUUUAAAACGGGAAGAUGAGCUGGUACAGAGACUCGUUGGGCUCCGGCGAAACCGGAAAGCUUUACUCUCCGAUCUCUCGUCGCUGGCGAAAAUGGCCAAGAAUCUACGAGAUAUCGCAAAUGGUGCACCAUUGGACGACUCACUUGAUAAUGUUUUUGACCAAAUGCUCCUCAAGGCCUUUCGAAUAGUCACACGUGGCGUACGUUUUAUGGAUGUCUGGAAUGAGGAAGUUGGUCUGUCCCGAGUCAUGGAAGAAAUGAGUCCCGGCGGUUCUAUUACUCGCAUGUAUGAUGAACCACUCACCCCACCCGUUGAUUCAUCGUUUAGAAUAUCAGACAGUGCUUGGGGAUCGACUCCGGAAUCGUCCGUCAGUGCUGCUUCACGGGUAGAAAGUCGAGCCCGAAGUAACCGGUCCUUUGGCUCCCGUGCUCCUUCGCAGCUCUCCUACAAUGACUCUAACCAGCACCGCCGAUCGUUAAUUCAAGCUAAACGAGUUUCGGUUUCACAUCGAAUAUCUUAUACUGCCACCUCCUCCACCGUUCGGAACCCUAACUUUGCUAGCGAACGUUUGAACGCUGCCAUUGACGAUUUCCUCGGUGUCCUAGGCUCGUUCAUUGGUCUUCAUCUCCACUCUCGUUCUUCAACGGAGCUCAUAGUAACGACCCAACAAGCCGUCCAAUCGUGCCGUGUCCUACUUUCUGUUGUUGAAGAAGUCUGGGAGCAUGAUUUACACCGCUCCGAGGCUCUGGAGCAAGCCAAAGACACAAUGUACGAGCGAAUAACAGAACUUGUUCAUGCUGCGCGUGACGCCUUCCGACCUGCAAAUGGCAGCGACGAUGAAACAAUAUUCAUGCCGGACGAGGGAAAACGUCUGGUUGAUGCUGCGACUGUUUGUGUGCGCGGAGCAGGUGACUGCGUUGCCAAAGCUCGACAAGUGUUGGAACAAGUUGGAGAUUUUGAGAUUGAAAAUAUUGAAGCUGUUGGCCUAGGCAUCUCGACUGCGGAUAGCGACAAAAGCGAUUCCUCCCCGGAUGAUUUUGGAGGAGCCUUGGAUACAGAGACACCGAAAAUACUGUCCGCUAAUGGAGACUCCCACAAAUCGGACACAAAUGAACGCUCUACACGGCUACCACCACCGUUACAAAUUCCUAGCUGUUCGUUGUCAACAUCCUCGUUGACACCUUCACUGACAACGGAUGGAGGCACAACCCCUUCACCGAGCUUUAUUACUACCGCCAUCGAUACCCCAACAUCUACACUGGAUGAACCAUUCACCGCGGCUUUCUCUUCAUUCACUGAUCUGGAUGACUCCCUUCUUGGCGCCACCGACCUUGGAGAGACCCAGGACCCUCCUAUCUAUAUUCACGCUAAAAACAAAGAGGAAAAGGCCGAAUCGCAGGGAGAGGGAACUCGAGGCGUCACGAGUGUUGAAACCGAACGAACUUGCGUGGAUACGAUCGAUGAUUCUCAGGUUACCAUUUCCAGCCGCCCAUCUACGGCUGUUGAUGAUAGUCAACCACCGCCGCCCCCGUUGAAGGAUGAUGUGGCUUCGAUUCACCAUAGCGACGGGGAGCAAGGAGAGGAUAGCGAAGAGUGCAUUCUUGAAAAGACCUUUGCACAUGAACUAAUGUUUAAGGAUGGCCAGGUUAUUGGUGGGAGUCUUCGAGCCCUUAUUGAGAAACUCACUGCUCACGAAUCCACGCCGGAUGCCAUGUUUGUCUCGACGUUUUACCUCACUUUCCGCCACUUUGCAACUCCAGUUGAGUUUGCGGAAGCCUUGAUCGAUCGGUACGAUUAUAUUGGCGACAACGCCAAAGCUGGCGGCCCAGUUCGGCUUCGCGUGUCAAACAUCUUCAAGGGGUGGUUGGAAGCCCAUUGGCGCCAUGACUGUGACGAUAGCGCCUUGCCAUGCAUCUUGAGCUUCGCACGCUCAAAGCUCAUGGAUACGUUGCCGACUGCCGGACAACGACUCAUUGAACUCGUGGAAGAAGUGUCAAUUCUCACGGUCCCCUCGUGCCACGAUUGGUUUCAUCAAUGGGCAAGACAAAUACUUCGAUUGCUCAAUAUUCAGACUAUCACCAUUUUGGACUUUGAUCCGAUGGAGUUGGCUCGGCAGCUCACUCUGAAAGAGUCGAGCAUAUUCUGUGCCAUCCUCCCCGAAGAACUCCUUGGUACUGAGUGGAUGAAGAAGACUGGCUCCUUGGCCGUCAAUGUCCGUGCGAUGUCGACACUGUCAACUGAUCUUGCGAAUCUAGUUGCUGAUUGCAUUCUGCAAUUGGAAGAGCCGAAGAAACGAGCUCUUGUGAUCAAGCAAUGGGUUAAGAUUGCAUCAAAGUGCCUCGAACUGAAUAACUAUGACAGCUUGAUGGCAAUCAUUUGCUCAUUGAAUUCGUCGACUAUUUCGCGCCUCAAGCGAACCUGGGAACUGGUCUCACAGAAAACGAAGAACACUCUAGAAACCCUUCGGGAAAUCGUCGAUGUGUCCCGAAACUACGCUGUUCUGCGACACCGUAUCCAGAACCAUGUGCCUCCAUGCUUGCCAUUUGUGGGAACAUACUUGACGGACCUGACAUUUGUUGACCAUGGCAACCAAGACACUCGAACACUUACAGCGGAUGGUGGCUCGAUUGAAGUCAUCAACUACGAUAAGCACAUGAAAACCGCCAAAAUUAUCAGCGAGCUUCAACGGUUCCAGAUCCCAUAUCGACUGACAGAAGUUCCUGAACUACAGACUUGGAUCCAGGAUCAGCUGGUUCGCGUGCGUUCGGCCGGCGAGAAGGGGUUCCAGAACUACUACCGACGGUCUCUGAUCCUUGAGCCUCGAGAACGAUCGACGCAGCGCAACUCGCCCGGAGACGCGAACGCUUUCUCCAUCUUUUCGCGCGAAAACGCAAAGGAGAAAUUCGAUUUCCUAGCCUGGACGCAGAGUGCAAAAACAAAAGCUGCUGCAGCAGCAGCUGCCGCCACCAGCUAG
Molecule: messenger RNA, 3522 nt
Organism: Uncinocarpus reesii 1704
Lineage: Eukaryota; Fungi; Ascomycota; Eurotiomycetes; Onygenales; Onygenaceae
Exons: 3
Coding region: 1-3522 (1173 amino acids)
Biological process (GO): positive regulation of GTPase activity; Ras protein signal transduction
Cellular component (GO): plasma membrane
Molecular function (GO): guanyl-nucleotide exchange factor activity; protein binding
Source: RefSeq, a predicted model, not a curated record